This is a messenger RNA of Porites lobata, 8496 nucleotides long. The record is from the annotation of a GenBank genome assembly. NCBI's taxonomy places the organism in Eukaryota, Metazoa, Cnidaria, Anthozoa, Scleractinia, Poritidae.
UUCCAGCGUACGGUUUUAGCCAAACUUGAUGACAUGAAAGGAGUGCUUUUACUGAAAGCCAAGUAUAAAACUGACACAAGACUCAUCAAGGAAGGGGUUCGGUCUUACUUGUACUGUAUCAGCAACAUGAAAAAAGCUACAUCUGAGUCAUUUGAGGGAAACAGUACUGGAAGAUUUUCACUAUCGAAUGAGGUAAAUACCACCGUGGUAAUAGUAUUCUUUUUUCUCUACAGAAUAUAAAAAAUUGUCAAGAGAAAAGAAUAAUAAUAAAUAAAGAGAAAUGGGAAGAUAGUACAACUCAGUAAUAAAUAUGAAAUAGAAAGGUGGAUUCUUAAUUAACAGGAUGCAAUGGAAAAAAUGGUGACACAGAUAAACAAGUGGUCAAAACACAGACAAAAACACUGAUUCACAUGAAAGUAGUAUAUUUAUGUAUAUAUGGUAUGAGUAGUAUUGGGAUAAUAAUGAUUGAAGAGGGAAUUCCGUAAAGCCUAGAGCGGAUAGGCCAACAGUCUGAAUUGUACUGACCAAAUCGUCAUGAUCGCCUGAGUCUUCUCAAAAUGGUUUUAGACAACAUGCAGCUUAAAGUGGGACGAUUUAAAAUAGAAACUGCAGGAAAUCAGGAUAAAAUUUCUGUUUUCAAUGGCUGUACCGUAACUUUCCUAACGUUUUCCCUAUUAUUCACACAAAACAUUCGCCGCUUCUGAUUCCUCGGUCUGCACAAUUCUUCACAUCACAUACACGAAGAAUUUAGUAAUUGGUAAUUAUUUUUAACGCUGACUCAAGCUUGUAAAUCAAUUUUCUCUUAGGAAAAGCGGAGAGCCGAGAUGCGCUUAGAGUUACAUGUACUGACAGAUGUAAUGACCAACACAAUGCUUUCACUGAAACAGCCUGGAGAAGAAUAUUCCGCGGUAAAAAAUAAGCUUCAAUCCACUGUUCUGGGGAGAGAGGAGGUAAAGGAUAUAACACGACUGGCUGUAAAGGAUAACGAGCGAGGCGCAGGAUUUCAACUCCCCGAAUUCAGCAAUGAAACAAUGGCUGAAAUAUUUGCAGAAACUCCCGAAGUGGGAGUUCAGGUAAAAUAUAGAUCAGAGCGUUUUCACAUGACGUCGCGGCAGCCGUGUUGGUGUUCCAAAGUAAUGAAACGGCGGCCAUUUUGGUUUCUCAAGCAAGUCCUGUGGGAGUUGAACUCUCUUCUUAUGUGGAUGCUUUCGUUUUUUCCAAUAAAUUUGAAUAGAUGCUGACCACGUGAGUGAAAACGCUCAAUAUAUAAAAGGUCUGGAUCACCUUUAAAAAUCGCAGACAGCGAUUCAUGUGUUUAAUCUUAAGCUAAGAAGACUAAAAUGCAUUUCACACCUUACUGUUCAAUUUUGCUGACCAGCAAAAUGGAUACAGUUAAAGAUUUCUAAUAAAUAUAACUUUUCUUCGUGCACUAAAAUGUUGUAUUUGAUUUGUUGCCUAGAUGAUCACCUACGAAUUCAUUCCUCAGUUGUCAACUAACAGCACCAAUCAUAUCAAUUCCAAAAUCGUCAGCGUGGAUUUGAAGAAUGACCAAGGCCAUACAAUGCAAAUUAAAGGCUUACCUUCAAACAUCGCUAUCAAAGUUCCAUUCUCGCAAAACGCAAACAAUACAAACUCUACUCCAGUUUCGCAACGAUUCUUAAGUCCUGGAAUCAUGAAUUAUCACAUCGUUAGCGUUGAACAUGAGUACACUGAACUGCAUGCAGCCAUAAAAUUAUGCCAACAGGCAUAUUUUACUGUUUACAUUAAACAUGGAAAAAAACCAUCUGAAAAUGAUUUCGAUGACGUGGUUUCAAUAAUUGGCGAGAAAAAUAUAUCCGAUUCAGGUUGCGGUGGUAAUGAAGACGACUUCGCUGUCCGAGAAAUUUGGUUCACUGCAAUCAAACCGGGGAACUACUACUUCGGUCUUCGACUGGAUGAAGGAAACACAGCUAUCCAAUCAAGAAACAGGCGUUCGCUGAUGUCUGCAAGUCUGUCACAGGACAGAUGCGUCACCUUCAAAAAUCCCCCACCAACCCCACCACGAGAACUCGUCGUCAUCGAGCCCAUAUACGACCCUCAAACGUCUGUAAACUACAGUUUUUUUGUGGAUACCAUUUGGUGUGCUUUUUGGUCUGAGAGCGAAGAAGUGUGGUCAAAUGAGGGAUGCAUAGUAAGGGCGAUCAAUUUGAAACCUUGGAAAGUGAAACAAAUCAGGGGCACCCAAAGACGUUUUUUCAGUAAAAUAACGGUUCGAAGGAACAAAUAUUGCCUACAAGAUAAAUUCUGGACAACUGUUUCACUCUUCUAAGAUAUUUGGGGUUUUUCACGUAACUUAUACCUAGAACGAUUUUGGGAGGUUGUGAUUUCACAAAAUCGAUAUACGAAAUGAAGGUCCCCUAGAAGUUUCUAAUGAAAGUACGACUGGACCCAUUAGGGACUAUAUUUCUCUAGGGCAGCUCCAAAUUAACCAAAAAGUCUUCUAAAGCAUAGAGAAAACCAUUUGAGACACUUGAGACCCAUUUGAAAACAUUCCGUUGUUGGGUGCCCCUGUUUUACAUCGUUUUGUCAUGUAACGGCAGAUUUCUACAGAAGCCUACAUUCUUUGGGUGAACAACUUAAGCUUUACAUUACAAAUCCGCCCUAGACCGUCUUUUCAAAACUAGCUGGAACCUCUUCAACUGAACUGGCUUCAACCUCUCCCCUUAGUGUUCUUAGAAAAUGGGAGGGGUAGGUUGGAAUGGCUUGUUAAGUGUUGCCAGUUAAUUAUUAUGGUUAAUUCAUGGCUAAUUAAUGUAAGGGCAAGCAUACAAAAAACAACUGACAUAACAACAAAAAGUAUCUUCCCACAAAGCCCUCGUAAGGGACGUCAAGUCAAAUCCAAAAUAUUCUGACUGAGUAUUGUCUUACUGAAAGCCGAGUGGUAUGCCUUUCAUUCAUAGGUGGGUAGAAAUUCAAGCAGUACAUCUCUGGAAUGUCUCUGUAAUCACUUGACCUCUUUCGGUGGGGAAUUCCUUGUGGCACCAAACGCCAUCGAUUUCGAUGCAAUCAAGCGGACAAUGGAAAACUUGGAUCCUGGUGACUUGUUAGUCCUGGUCACUGUCUGUGUUGUAUGUUUGGUAUAUUUUCUGGUUCUAGUUGCCGCACGCCGAGCUGACAAAAGAGAUGCUGCUAAGGUAUCUUCUCUGACGAUAUUUUACAAUUCUUAUUUGCAACCACGUGACAAGGCGGCACCGCCAUAUUGGUUUAAGAAACACUAUUUUUUGCAUAAUUUGCAUUAAAAAAUGUUUCUUUCCCAGAGGAGAGAAACGCUUUUGUUCUUGUCAACCAACAUUGCUGCCGUGACGUUACAUGCAAAUCAACAACAGAAAGUUUAAGCAAAGACGUGUUUUAGCGACGCACGUUAACCGAAAGUGGACUUUUGCAUUCUUGGGCAGUGGUCUUGCCCAAAUGUAUUUGGCAAAUCGACUCUGCCCUGUUCGCACUACGCUAAACUUUGUUUUUUUUUUUUUGUGCAAAAAAAUAUGUCAACAGUCAGCCAUUUGUAGAGCAAAUGAUUUUUCUCACCUACCAGGAAAUUUUCUCAAGUGUCACCAAACUUCAAAGAUGUGGUCGAGUAGAUUUGGAGGCCUACAGUUUUUUGUCAGACAAAAGAAUUCUUUGUUCCUUCACAGCUAUACUUCGUUGUGUCAUCUUAGUUCGCGAACAUGACCAAUUAAGGUUCCUUUAAUUGACAGCUCUGGUUAUACGAAAAACUUUGCGUGUCUCAGACACUAAGCGAAAACGGAAAAUUGGUGAUUACAACAGUUUGAAAUUUUUUGGAAACACCAAACUCUAUUUUUUUGACGUAGUGUGAAAAGGGCCUUAAACGUACCUACGUACGUACCUCAAACACGUCUUUUCUUAAACUUCCUAAUAUGUUAUCUAACUAAGAUUCCCAGACAGCAUGAUUAAUAGCAGCAGCAGAAAAAGCGCACUAUAAGUAGCAGUUAAGUAGGUAAAUUAUUUAAAGUCUUAAGUCCAAGUGUUUUGAUUUCCUUCGUGACAAUGAAUAAGUUCCCCAACGAAUCUGAUUCAAAAGAUCAAGAUACCUUCUUAGCACUCAUGUUAACAUAAAAAAGUGCAAAAACUUAUUUGCUGUGUCAAGAUGAAGCACGUUUGCAAGUAAUUUUGGCUCAUGCAGAACAAAGAAAACCUGUCUAAUUUGUCUUUCAGGACAGCCCUAUUAUACCAGUGACCCACAAUGAUGAUUGCGAAUAUGAAUACAUAGUAUCUAUAACUACGGGCGCAUGGAGAAACUCAGGAACCUCGGCUAAUGUUUCGAUGGUCCUUUAUGGUACAGAGGGUGUGAGCGACGUCAUCAACCUCGUGGAUGGAUGUCUGGAGGAAAGGCAAUUUUUCGCGCAAGGAAACACGGACAACUUCUUAAUAUGUCUACCGCAACCUUUGGGGUCCCUAGUUAAAGUAAAAAUUGGACACGACAGUUCUGAAAAUAAUGCAUCUUGGUUUCUUAGUGAAAUUGCAGUUAUAGAUAGUCAGACCGGCGAAAAGUGGAUCAUAAGCUGCUAUAAAUGGCUCGCUCUUGAUAAGGAUGAUGGAAAUACUACAGAGAUGUUUUAUGUUGAAAACGCAGACAGUGACAUAGGUUUUAAAAGAAAAUUUAACAUUUUACAAAAAACAGGGAUCGCCGACGAUCACUUGUGGUGGUCUGUUGUUUGCAAGCAACCCAAGAGUUCCUUUACUCGUGCGCAGAGGGCAUCUUGUUGUUGCUGUUUCCUUCUACUUUUCAUGGUUACGUCAGCUAUGUUUUAUGGACUAGAAAAUCCAGACCAACAAACCAUCAGAAUAGGACCAUUUAGUGUUACUCCAAGCCAACUGAUAAUUUCAGUGCAAACAGCUUUGAUUACAGUGUUACCGAGCGUUCUUAUUACAAUACUUUUUCGUAAAAGUGAUGAUAAUCGGGCCCCCAGAGGUAGAAAAGACCAUUACAUGGAAGACAAAAGAAGAAAAGGGUGCAAACUACCAUACUUUUGCGUUUAUAUAGCCUGGUUUAUAUGUGUAGGUACUGCCAUCGCCUCGGCUCUUGUGACUGUGUUCUAUUCACUCGCUUGGGGAGGAAAAAAGUCUGCUCGAUGGUUGUCUUCCGUUGUCAUGUCACUGACUGGGGAUGUUCUUAUUUCCCAGCCGAUCAAGAUAAUUAUGAUAUCUGUUGUUGCUGCCUCGCGAUGUGGUCGGACCAAGGGUCUUCAGGCAACGACACACGACACUGAUGAUAAACCAUUGUUUGAAAUGCCCUCAGAUCAAAUACAACAAGCAAAGGAGUUUAAAAUGAAAGAGAAAAGGAUGCUCAAAUUUAUAAAGGAGUUAGCUUUCCUUAUUUUGUUUGUUUUAUUGUUGAUGAUUGUCUGUUACGGCGACAAAAAUAACCAUCGAUUCAAGCUGACGGAUAGCACGGCAAAGAGCGUUGAUAAAUUUGACCAGGUUUGUGUUAACAACAGCAACAACAAACUCUUAAACCAACUACGAAAAAAAUAAUAAUAAAAUAAAUAAAUAAAUAAAAAACAAAACUAAAAAAGCAGUUGGUGUUACGGAUUUUUACUUAGACCGGUUUUUAAUUAUAACGGGAAAUUCCUUUGCUUUACCAAGAAAACACGGACUGCUUUCCAAUGUCAAUUCUUGAGCAAGUCUUGCCAAAAUUUCUAGUGGUCGCUAACCCGAUGUUAAAUUUUCCUGGACCACUGUUGAAAACAACUUUUUUUCUUAGUUGAUUUUUAAGACUUACUAUGUCCAGACAUCAAAGUGUGUUACGACAACCCCAGGCUGUCGUAACUCGUUGAGACCCAGUGGUGACCAGUAUCAAAUUUCUCCUCACAGACUUCUGAGCAAAAUCGAGCAGGGAAGUUAUGAGAUUUAAGGCAAUAAUCGAAUAAAUAGCCUAAAUAGCCUACAUAAUUGAUCUUUUGACAUCAUCUCCAUACAAAAAUAAAUAAAUAAAAAAUGAUGAAAACCAGUUAGAAGAAUAAAUGUGUUGAUAUUAUGGCUCAAAAGGGCCAUUAACCCUGCUUUGAGCAACCCAGCCAAGGACGCUUUCCAGGCAAGAACAUGGAGAAAGGAUACAUUAAGGCGAAAAAUACUCACAUUUAACAAGAAAUACACACCACACAUCCCUCUGUCUAUCUGGCAAUAUAAUGUAAAACAUCAGUAAUAGUUUUAGUAACACAGCUUGGCGUUGCGUUCUUACUCUUAGCUAAAUGACUUCUGUUAUCAAUAACGUUUUACUUUCAGAUUCCAAAUGUUACCCAUUUUUGGCGAUGGAUGAAGACCAGCUUUAUAUCUGCCAUCUUCACAGGGGAUUGGUAUAAUGAUCAGCAAGAGGAAAUUGAAGAAUAUAUCGGCAAUAAACGAUCCAUUCUGGUAGGAAUGCCACGGUUGAGGCAACUCCGUGUUGUAAAAGGUAUUAUAUGGGGAUUUGCCUGAUAUUUGUUCGCUGUUUGCGCUAUACAUUUUUUUUUUCUUUUUUCCUCACAUUUUCUUUAAUCUUGUUGAAUUGUUUUUUUCUUAUUAUGGAAGCUACCGUUCAUCGUGUUAUGUGUGCGAUUCUGUGCUUUUAUUACUUGUCUCGCGAUAUUUAGACCGGGUAUUGCUAGUCUUCCAAAAGCGAUUGUAGCGUUUUUUAAACCAGUUUCCUUUCUCUAUUUUUUUUAUUCCACAGAUUCGUGUGAUGUCCCUGGUAUGUUUAGAAACAUUAUUUCCUUUUGCCAUGACUUCUACUCUCACAAAGAAGAAGACAAGGAUAACUGGGGAUCAAUAACAGGAUAUUUCAACCGAUCGUUUCUGUCAUGCCCGGAGAACUGGGAGUACAGCACAGACGAUGAAAUCGGUAGCUUUGACACUUGGGGUUAUUUCGCUACAUACAAUGGAGGGGGGUACAUAGCCAAUCUAGGAUACAACGCGUUUACAGCCAGAAAUGUUAUCGACGAUUUAAUUGCAAAUGACUGGAUCGAUCGCCAAACCAGAGCAGUAAUAGUCGAGUUCUCAUUGUACAACCCUUCGAGCAAUCUCCUUGCGGUGUUGUCAUAUUAUUACGAAGUUCUUCCUUCAGGAUUCGCUGGAACUUUCAAGAGCCAUGGAAUAAUACCUCUUAAGCCAACACAUUCACAUGCGCAUAAUGUCUACUUGUUUUUUGUACUUCUUUUUGGCGUGUUUCUCGUUUGCUGCUUCUUCAAAGAAUGCGUUAGACUUUUCCGGCAAAGAUGUUCCUAUUUCACUUCUGUCUGGAGUUGGUUGGAGCUUCUUCAGAUUCUAUCCGCAUCUUGUGCACUACUUCUUCAAUGGGAAAAAUUUAAAGAGCUUACAAGAACAUUUGCGAAAUUGAAGGAGAAUCCUUUCGUGACAAUAAGCUUUCAUCAAGUGUUAAUGCUGUCCGAAGCUGAGACUGCUGUGAUCUGCAUAACAACUGCCUUUGCAACCCUACGUCUUCUGAAAUGCUUUUAUUUUAAUGCGCACGUCAUAAGGUUUUCUUUGUUUAUGAGACGCCGCUUCACGUCUAUCGCGUCGUUCUUUGCAAUAUUCUGUGUCAUGUUUACCGGGUUCGCUCUAUUAGGAGUUAUUGCAUUAGGCUCUGAAUAUUCAACUUUCUCUUCUUUCACCACAGCUUUUGUGACUCAGUUUCUCAUGAUAAUCGGAAGUACGUCUAUGAUAGAUGAAUUGGAGGAGGCGGGUCCAUUCGUUUUUGGCCGGUUGUUCAGUUUCAGUUUCAUAUUUACUACCGUGAUAAUCACUACAAAUAUGUUUGUUGCCGUCCUCAAUUUUUCCUACUCAAAUUGUUGCUCCGACGAUCUGGAACUACAGGAAGAAUUAGACAUGUCAAAUUUCAUUGUAAACCAAAUAUUGAAAAAGGUUUUCGGUUACACCAUUAAAGAACAAAACGGAACAUCAAAGAAACUGUUUCUGGACUUAUCAGAAACCGAAGAAUCGGGUGAGACAGAGGAUUUGUGGAGAUCUAACUGGUCUUUCUCAGUUGCCAGAUUUACCCCUAUUAUGCAUCGAAGUCGAACAGUCCCGUUCCGUAGUCACGGAAAUGUCGAUGACGGGGAAACAAUGGUACAUCGCGAUAUCAAUAACGCGCAAUCCUUGCUUUGGGAAACAUGCAAAGCUGAUGAAAAACCCCGUCGUUAUGUCCCUCGAACUGUUUACACAGACAUUGACGAGGAGUCGAUAACAGGACAAAACGAAACAAGCAGUACUGGAAACCCCGAAAAGGUCUCAUUGCCCUCUGGUGACGUUUGCUUGGCUCCUUUAAAUGGAGACAAAGGCGACAGGCUGAAAACAGGAUGUGUGUUCUUAGUUGACGACAUCAUUUGUGGAGCUGAUGGCUAUGACGAUGACUAUGACGACAUCGAUGUCAAGAGUGCCAAAAAUGAUCCCUGGGAGGAGUUUUUGAAGCUACUGGACGAGGAUUGCUUUGAUGACUCUUCAUCAGUUGUUCAGUUGGGUUGA